ACGGAGGAUCGCUCGGGCUCCGCGUCGGUAUGGCUCCAGGCGUUCUCCGCGGGUUAUUAUGACCGCGCGCGGGCCAGCCUGAUCCGCUUGGGAAGGAAAGAUGGACGAGUCGUCGCUGCUGGAUCUGCUGGAGUGCUCGGUGUGUCUGGAGCGGCUAGAUACAAGCGCUAAAGUGCUGCCCUGUCAGCACACCUUCUGCCGCCGCUGCCUGGAGAACAUCGUGAGCUCUAGACACGAGCUGCGCUGCCCGGAGUGCCGCAUCCUGGUGGACUGCGUGGUGGAUGAUCUGCCGGCCAACAUCCUCCUGGUGCGCUUGCUGGACGGCAUCAAGCAGCGGCCGCGCGGCGGAGCGGGCAGACCGGCGCUGGCAGGUGGCGCAGCCGGGCUCUCGGCGUCUCCCCCGGGCACCGCGGCGCGGGACCUGCCCGUCAACACACGGAGCUCCCCGGUGAAGAACGUUCCUCAGCUGCCGUGUGGAAAAGCUCUGUACAGCUACGAGGGCAAAGAACCGGGAGACCUGAAGUUCAAUAAAGGCGACAUCAUUAUCCUGCGGCGGAAAGUGGACGAGAACUGGUUCCACGGCGAGCUGAACGGCAGCCACGGGUUCUUGCCCGCCAGCUACAUCCAGUGCAUCCGGCCGCUGUCGCAGACGCCGCCGCAGGGAAAAGCACUGUACGACUUCGAGGUCAAAGACAAAGACCAGGACAAAGACUGCCUGACCUUCACUAAGGAUGAGAUUCUGACCGUCAUACGAAGAGUGGACGAUAACUGGGCAGAGGGCAUGCUUGGAGAUAAAAUCGGGAUUUUUCCAAUAUUAUACGUGGAGCUGAAUGAAACUGCUAAGCAGCUGAUGGAGAUGGACAAGCCAUCUCCGUCUCCAGCUCCUGGUCCCAGCACUGACACGGGUUCUCCGGCCGCGGGCCCCAGCGCCGCCGUCAGCUGUAAUGGGAGCGGCGUGCACCGGCGUGUGGAGGGCAAGAAGAACGCUAAGAAGCGGCACUCGUUCACGGCGCUCAGCAUGACGCAGCGUUCAGCGCAGGUGCUGGGAAACAACAGACACUCCAUGGAGAUCAGCGCACCUGUGCUCAUCAGCUCAUCCGAUCCACGGGCAGCAGCGCGCAUCGCAGACUGCACACACCUGUCCUCCAGCGCACCUGCAGCACAGGACUCUUCAGUGUGUUCUCCAGCAAACGGUGGAUCUGCGGUUCCUCCACGCGUCUCCACUGCUGCUGGAGAGCUGCUCGCCGCUGCUAAAGUCCAGCUGCCGCUCAACAUUUAUCUGGCGCUGUACGCGUAUAAGCCGCAGAAAGCGGAUGAGCUGGAGCUGCGUAAGGGCGAGAUGUACCGCGUGAUGGAGAAAUGUCAGGACGGGUGGUUUAAAGGGACAUCGCUGCGCUCUGGAGCCUCAGGAGUCUUUCCUGGAAACUACGUCACUCCCGUCUCCAGGGCUCCAUUCUCCGUGGCUCAGACGCGCUCCUGUCUCUCCGGAACGGGAUCGGCUCCUGGAUCCCCGGGCUCCGCCGGUGGUUCUGGCCCGGUGCUGCUGGCGUCUGCAUCUGCGUCCCGCUCCAGCUCCAGCACGCCCCUCAGCAGCCCCUCGUCCCCGCAGCUGCAGCCGGCUGCGCUGCACCUGAAGAACUGCCUGCGCAUGUGCAGCAGCAGCAGCACGCAGAGCAGUGGACAGACCCGCACCGCCAUGCAGAUGGUCCACAGUCCUCCGCGGAGCAGCAGUAGCAGCAGCAGCCCAGAGCGUGUGUGUGUGUCCCCGCUGCGGCCCCAGAGCAGCCCAUCCCGAUCCCCGGCGCGGCCCCUGUCCAUGGUGGCGGUCCCUCAGUCUGCGGGUCCCCAGUCUGCGCUGUGUCCCCUGCUGCCUCUGAGCUCCAGCGUUACUUCAGCGAACAGCACUGUGGGACAGCUGAGCGGAGGAGGAGACGCUGUCCAGAACACAACAUCACCGGCUCACGGCAGCACUGCAUCUGCAGGACUCAACAAGGAGAAGAAGGAGAAGCGCAGCAGUGGGCUCCUGAAGCUGUUGUCUGGAGCCGCAGCUAAGAAGAAGUCCCGCUCUCCUCCGUCCGGCUCGCCCACACACACACAUGAGUCUUGUGUCCCGGCUGUGCUGUCUGCGGAUCUGCGGUCGGUGGGAGCCCAGGGCCGUGCCGGCUCCUGCCCCAUCGAGAGUGACCUGCAGGGGGCCGCGGGGCUGGAGCCGCUGCAUCGCAAAUCUGGAUCUCUGGAUCUGAACUUCUCUGUUUCUCCUCCUGCGCGUCAGGCCUGCUCCUCCUCACCGCUCGCCAUCCGGCCCGAACCCAAGCCUUUAUCCAGAGAGAGGUAUCGUGUGGUGGUCUCGUACCCGCCGCAGAGCGAAGCAGAGAUCGAGCUAAAGGAAGGAGACAUCGUGUUCGUACAUAAGAAGCGAGAGGACGGCUGGUAUAAAGGGACGCUUCAGCGCACCGGCCGGACAGGACUGUUCCCCGGCAGCUUCGUGGAGAGUUUCUGAAGCACAUCCCAUGGUCAAAAACAACCUCCUGAUCCAGACCAGCUCCUCCACUGCCAUCGACCCCACAGAUCAGCAGACCCGGAGCCAAGAAACCAUUCCUUCAGUGUGCUGCUUCAUCCUCACAUCAGGAUAAUACUACAGUCAUUUAGAGCACAUACUGCUGUGUUUUUGAA
Danio aesculapii is the source of this 2673-nucleotide messenger RNA. RefSeq names its product E3 ubiquitin-protein ligase SH3RF3-like. NCBI's taxonomy places the organism in Eukaryota, Metazoa, Chordata, Actinopteri, Cypriniformes, Danionidae. Gene Ontology annotation, molecular function: protein binding; metal ion binding. The transcript has 10 exons. Bases 101 to 2500 code for a protein of 799 amino acids. The record is from RefSeq and is a predicted model, not a curated record.